Sphenostylis stenocarpa is the source of this 1320-nucleotide messenger RNA. The record is from the annotation of a GenBank genome assembly. Lineage: Eukaryota; Viridiplantae; Streptophyta; Magnoliopsida; Fabales; Fabaceae.
AUGGCCUCCGUAGUAAGGAUUGACAUGUUAGUCAACAACUCAUCUCCUUCUGAGCCAUUUUCCUGCGUCCAGAAUGCUACUGCCACUAAUAAAAGGAAGAGAAGGCCUGCAGGAACACCAGAUCCAGAUGCAGAAGUGGUGUCCCUAUCACCCAAGACCUUGCUGGAAUCAGAUCGUUAUGUGUGUGAGAUCUGCAACCAGGGAUUCCAGAGGGACCAGAACCUGCAGAUGCACCGGCGCCGCCACAAGGUGCCGUGGAAGCUCUUGAAGAGGGAGACGCCGCUGGUGAAGAAGCGAGUCUUCGUUUGCCCGGAACCUACUUGCUUGCACCAUGACCCGUGCCAUGCUCUGGGUGAUCUUGUUGGCAUAAAGAAGCAUUUCAGAAGGAAACACAGCAGUCACAAGCAAUGGGUCUGCGAGAGAUGCUCCAAAGGCUACGCGGUGCAGUCUGAUUACAAAGCACAUCUUAAAACCUGUGGCACUCGAGGGCACUCUUGCGAUUGUGGUCGCGUUUUCUCAAGGGUGGAGAGCUUUAUUGAGCAUCAAGACGCGUGCAACAUGGGGCAGUUGGGGGCAGAAACGCAGGCAGUGCAAGCUGCUGCAUGCUUAUCUCGAACAGCUUCAAGCCCUUCAAGCGAAAACAAUUUCAGCACAGAUACCCCUUGGCAAACCGGUGUAGUAAUUCCAAAGCCCACAGUAACAGUAGUAGAACCGGCCUCAUUCACCAACCCUACCACUGCACAAACCAACAACGACAACAACAAGAACAAAGUGAACAAACUCCAACCCAACCUUGAGCUUCAGCUCUCUACAGCCUCUCCUGUUGGAAUGAUCGCGGCUGCAUCACCCAAAGGGAAUAAGAGAGACGGAAACCACUCUGCACAGUUGCAGCUAACCAUCGGGUCAUUGGAAAAAACCAACAUGAGGGAGAAGAAUGAGGAGAAGUCAUUGGGAGAAAGGGUUCAAGAAGAGGCACGUGAACAGCUGAGGAUAGCCGUGGCAGAAAAAGCGUAUGCGGAAGAGGCAAGGAAACAAGCCAAGAGGCAGAUGGAGCUGGCGGAACUCGAGUUCACUAACGCCAAAAGGAUAAGACAACAAGCACUAGCGGAACUGGACAAAGCCUGUGCCUUGAAGGACCAUGCAAUCAAACAGAUCAAUUCAACCAUGCUUCAAAUCACUUGCCUUGCUUGCAAACACCAUUUCCAAUCGCGAACCAUAACGUGUGCUGCUCCACCGGACAAGACCUCUUUCUUGUUAAGCUAUAUAGCAACAGAAGGUGGCCAAGUUGGAAAACAUCGUGUCAAAGCCAUUAACUAUUAG